Cantharellus anzutake is the source of this 2359-nucleotide messenger RNA. RefSeq names its product Vps5 C terminal like-domain-containing protein. Gene Ontology annotation, cellular component: endosome; retromer, tubulation complex. The record is from RefSeq and is a predicted model, not a curated record. NCBI's taxonomy places the organism in Eukaryota, Fungi, Basidiomycota, Agaricomycetes, Cantharellales, Hydnaceae. Gene Ontology annotation, biological process: retrograde transport, endosome to Golgi; intracellular protein transport. Bases 482 to 2248 code for a protein of 588 amino acids. The transcript is spliced from 7 exons. Gene Ontology annotation, molecular function: phosphatidylinositol-3-phosphate binding.
AAUGCGCGGAAAGCAACCUCAAGUUCUUGGUUCGCAGUUUAGAACUAGCCGAAUUGCUAGAGGCCAUAGACUCUGCACUGUGGUAACUUUUACUCCAUACAAAGAGAAGGGCAAGAAGCGAGCCAAACCACAGAGGGUGGCAUUUCGACCAUAAUUGAAACAGCUUGUUUUGGUAGGCGCACUGAAGACAAUUCCAUCCGAGGACCCAGCUGCUGUGAUGGAAUGUAGGUAAAUGUGGGUCAAGAGUCCAAUAUUGUGUUGAUGCUCGCGCACGCGAGCUAAUAGGGUAGGCCCAUUAGUUCCGAGAAGCGAGGUUCCAGGCAGCUGGCAAUUUCUUUGGAGACUGUCUACUCCAUCACCAGAUAAUGUUACAGAGCUCACAUUGCCAAGCGCCUCUUGCCACCUGGCGCUUAGCUUUUCAAUUUGGGCAACACCAAUACCUUUGCUUCCGUUGCUUCUCCAAACGCGCAGUCUUAACUCCAUGAGCGGUACAUACGACCCUCUUAACCCUGCAUCACCAUCCCCCUUCGCAUCCUCGUCAUCAUUAGAGCCUCCUCCAUGGCCAACAACGCCUCACUUUCAUCAAAGAGAUUCCCCGACGUUUCCAAGACCAGCAACCCCUUCGCCACCUUCUCACAAUGACUCUGAUGCUAACACUAAAGAGCCGCAAAUAUAUGGCCAGCCAGAGCGAGGACUCAUCUCUCCAAAAGCAAACAAGUUGUCGAAUGGGGGUACCCUCGAGAAAACGGAUCCAUAUCUCCGCAUUCGUAUCACUGGUCUAGACCGAAAUCGAAGGGACAUUCUCAUAAGAUUCGAUGCGCAGACAAACUUAAGAAACUUCAGUGGCACAACUUUCCGAAAUAUAUCGCGCUCGUACGUGGAAUUUCAGAAGCUGGCAGAACAGCUUGUAUUCUGCAACCCUCAAACAAUUGUUCCCGCACUCCCUCUUCCACAAACAUCUGCUCCGUCCGAUGAAGAAGACGACCGGCUCGUGAAGGUUAUGCUGCAACGAUGGCUUACUCGGGUUUGUGACGACCCAGUCCUGAUUAGUGAUGAGGACGUUCGCUCGUUUGUUGAAAGUGAUUUCGGGUAUCAACCCACCGUACGACCGAGACGAAAGACCACCUCUUCCUUUAGUCUUCUGAAACGCAGUGUGCCGGACGAAGACGAGGAACUGCUUACUGCCCGAUUUGAGCUCGUGCGACUGGAAACUCAAUUCAUUGAGGCUGCAAAAGCUGUUGACAAAUUAGCCCGUGCUAGGAAAGCACUCGCUCAAGCUCAUACCGAAUUGGGCAGCAAGUUCAUAGGCGUUGCCACGGCAGAAACCCAUCCGCAAUUAGCGGCUGGGAUGCGGAAACUCGGACGAGCAUUGCAUGUGCUAGGUGAUAACGAGAGCGCCGAGGGAACAAGCGAGACAGUAAUACUGGGGGAUUCGCUUGGUUACCAAGGAAUGAAUGCCAAGUCAGCCAAGGAAACUCUUCAACAACGCAGUAUGGCACUUGAGGAGCAUCAGACGGCCGUGAAGACUGCCAUAAGCAAACGGCGACAAAUUGAGCGAUUGAAAGCGAGUACAAAUAUUCGACCGGAAAGGGUUGACGAAGCUGUUGAGGAACUCAAAGAGGCAUCUCAAAUCGAGGAGAUCCUCACGAAGCGUGUGCAAGGGAUCUCUGAGAAUCUCCACAAAGCUCUAAUCACACAUUCCCGUCACACCCAUGAAGAUGUAACCGCUAGUCUCAUUGAGCACGCCCGGACAACCUUGAUGUACGAACGCAUCGCUCGAAAAGAAUUUGAUGCAGUCAGAAACGAAGUAAAGAUGGUGAAUCAACCUCGCUCCGCCUUGCCAUCCGGUCCUGCACCUCGACAAAGCCCAAUUUCACCUCACCCAACAGCUCUACCACGGUCACCGGCUUUGCGACACUCGCAGUCUGAAGCAUCCGUUACAACCAUCGAUUCUCGCGUUCAGCGAGACGGUCCGUACGAAAAGGGUCAAUUGUCAGGCCCACCAGCGUCGGCACCACCGGGAUCGCUUCCGGCUAGUCCAACAAAAGGUUACAAGUCUGUCAUUAUCUCGCCCUCCCGGCCUAAUGACUCCCCUGUUGAUCCUCUGUUGGGCACCCCGGCACAAAGCCCAAUAACACCGAGUACUCCAGGAGGACGGGCUAAUAUGACGCGUUCGAUGUUCAUUCAGCCUCAGCGCGGCCGUAUCGACGAGCGAGAGGCGGCGCGCAAACUCGCGAAUUUUUUGUAAAUAUUUGUGUAUUGAGCUCUUACAUUCGCAGAAGAUAGAGAAUAGCAGCUUCAUGCCAUUGUUAUUAAUUUAGUGUGUAUGACGGUAGUCUACGGGAGGUUCUAUGGGAGG